AUGGAAGGAAUUAGGGAGUAUUUAAUGGGUAGAAUAGGAGAUAGGGCGGUUUGGAUGAAAAAAUGCCCUGGUGCUGUUGGUCCAACUAUUAAGGAGUUGAUUGAAGAGAGGGCAAAACAGUCUAGGAAAUGGAAAACUGUGGCAAAUGGUGAUGGGGGUUAUCAAGUCAAAGGGCCUAAAGGGGAACAAUAUGCUGUAUAUGUACAAGAAAGAACAUGUACUUGUAAUUUAUGGCAAGUUAGUGGCCUGCCAUGCUGCCAUUCCAUUGCAGCACUUCAUAGAAUGAAUGAGGACCCGUGCAUGUAUACUGAUGGGUGUUACUCCAGGGAACUAUUUUUAAAAAUUUAUGAGAAUGUCCUCUACCCUAUCAGUGGAAAAGCACUUUGGCCAACUAGUACAAAUCCGGUGUUAGGCCCCCCAAUACCAUGUGUGCAAGCGGGAAGACCUAGAAAGGUCAUAAUCGAGCUACAUGCAAAGCUCAAGAUGGUGCUGAAACUGAGCAUUUAA
Coffea arabica (coffee) is the source of this 507-nucleotide messenger RNA. NCBI's taxonomy places the organism in Eukaryota, Viridiplantae, Streptophyta, Magnoliopsida, Gentianales, Rubiaceae. The record is from RefSeq and is a predicted model, not a curated record.